AUGCCGGUCUUGGAGGAGCUGACAUUGGAAAAUUUCAAAAGCUACAGGGAGCAAAUAACCAUCAAGAUGAUGCAGUUCUCGUCGAUCAUCGGACUCAACGGUGCAGGAAAAUCGUGUUUGGUGGACGCGGUCAAGUUUGCGUUUUGCUUUUCGCCGUACGACAUAAUGCCCAUUGAUGCUUUCAAAAAUGAAGUUUGCCACAAAGAUGGCACAGAUAAUUCAAGAUCUACGGUAAAAGUUAAACUCAAUGUUGAUGAUAAAUUAACGACUAUUCAGCGCACUGUCGAUUACGAUGAAUAUUCAAUUAAAUAUUUCAUCAACGACAAAGAGGUUGAUCGAAAGACUUUCAGGGAACUCUUGUUGAUGUUUAAUAUAAAUCCCAGAGCCAAUAAUCUUUUCAUUGAGCAAAAUAUGGUGGACAACUUAAUUAUCAUGGACCCAAAAGAAAGAGCCGUGUAUUUCGAACAACUCUGUGGAUCGGCGUCUUUCAAAGCCGAAUACGUGAGAGUUUUGAGAAAUCUCAAAGAAAUUGACACCCGAAAAAAGAAUUUGCAGUCGGAGAAAAAUUAUUUUUCCAAGACCAAGAAAGCCCUCAAGAACAUGUCCAAGGAAACGGAGAGACACAAUGAGCUCACAGAUAAUCUUGAUAAACUAGAAUUUCAGUACUAUUAUGCACAGCUGUACCUAAUCGACAGUAAUUUCGAACGACUGCUUCAAGAAAAAAAUCAAACGGGUAAAAUUAUUAGUACAACCGAGAGACUGCAAAAAUCGACCCAAGCUGAAAUAGAGAAGCUGCAAGGUGCCAUUCAAAAUAAGCAUGAAGAUUUGAAUAUUUAUGAAGACAAAGUGCGGAAACGAAAAGUCAAAGUUGAGGAAUAUUUGACUGACAUGCUUCAGCUCAAUCAAAAGCUUACUGUUAUUAAAGACAAAAUUGGACAGUUGGAAGCAAACUUAACAAAAGCCAAAAAGACCGAUGCAGCUCAUGAAAGAAUCGUUAAAGAUCUUGAGUGUCAGCUGCAACAGGUGGAAGAAGACAAGCUUUCGUUUACAAAAAGCCAGGCGACAACCUGUUCAUUGGAAUUGGAAGAUCAAAAAUACGUGGAGUAUCUACGGUUGAAAUCAGAAGCUCAAGUAAAAUCUGCCAAAGAGUUCCAAAUGCUUGGUUCUAUUGAACGUGAGAGAGAAUCUAUUAAAGACAAAAUUGAAGAUUAUUUGAAUGGCCAAAUUCUCAAAAUUAAACAAAAUAUUCAGAAAUCAGAAGUAUCUGAAAAAUGCAAGCAAGAAAAAUGUCAAAAUUUGAUUGAAAAAAGUGAGGCACUGAAAAACAAUAUAGAUAUAUUAGAAGAUCAGGUUCAUGUUUUGAACCAGCAAUGGAUUGAAAGUAAAGAAUCAGCUUACGAAAGCAAAAUAGCUAGAAAACGACAGGAAGUAUUGAAUACGUUGAAAAGUGUUUUUCCAGGAGUUGAGGAUCGGUUGAAGAACAUAUGUCGUGUCAGUGAAGAUGGCUAUCAAAUAGCCAUAACUAAAUUAAUGGGUAAAAAGAUGAAUGCAAUUGUAGUUGAUACGAAAGAAACUGCCAGUAAGUGUAUUGAGUUUUUAAAAAAAAAAUAUUUCGGCGAAAAGCACUCUGUUAUGGAAACCUUUUUGCCAAUUGAUUACGUCCAAAUUAAGCCACUAGAAAAAGCGCUGAGAAUGGUGAAGAGUACACCAAAUGCAAAAGUUGCUGUGUUUGCCAUGCGUUCUGCAUCUAAAGGAGUUCAGAAAGUUUUGCAUCACGUGUUAAGAGAUGCAAUUAUUUGCGAAACUGACAACGAGGCAUUGGAGCUUUCCAAAAAGUGUCAAAUUGAUUGUGUCUCUCUCAGCGGUACGCUAUUUCGUAGGAACGGUAUAAUAUCUGGUGGCUUAGCCAGUUUGUUGGAAAAAUCGAAAGAGUGGUCAGAUAAAGAUAGAGAGAAGCUAAAAAACGAUAAGUGUACAAGAAUCUUUACGGGAAAUUAUGCUCGAACUUUCCACACUCAAUACUACGUUGGAAAAGCAUCUUAUACCACUACUCAAGGAAAAGCAAGAGGAUUUAGGAAAGAAAAAAAGAGAAUUGCUGAUACUCGAAAAAAACUUUGCUGCUUUUGA
Molecule: messenger RNA, 2127 nt
Organism: Copidosoma floridanum
Lineage: Eukaryota; Metazoa; Arthropoda; Insecta; Hymenoptera; Encyrtidae
Product: structural maintenance of chromosomes protein 1A-like
Biological process (GO): sister chromatid cohesion
Cellular component (GO): cohesin complex; nucleus
Molecular function (GO): DNA binding
Source: RefSeq, a predicted model, not a curated record